Acanthocheilonema viteae is the source of this 522-nucleotide messenger RNA. Lineage: Eukaryota; Metazoa; Nematoda; Chromadorea; Rhabditida; Onchocercidae. The record is from the annotation of a GenBank genome assembly.
AUGGAUUACAAAGAAAUACAGGCUGAAGAGCUUGAGGCACUUGGAGUGAUCUACCCAAAUGAGUUAGAAGUUGUGUCCGACAAAUACCCCAAUAUCGCCAUGAGGAUAUCAUUACAAUCUCAUCAGGGAAAAGAAGUUCCUGCUAUGUUCGAAGUGACGUUGAAUCUUCGGUUAGCAGCCGGUUAUCCAGAUGUUGUACCAGAAAUUGAAAUAGUUGGACUGGAGAACACAUUCAGUAAUGAACGUACUGGAAGAGUGCAAAGGAUAUUGUGUGAUGUAGCGCAAGACAAUCUCGGUAUGCCAAUGGUAUUCACCAUCGUAUCAGCUUUACAGGAUGAAAUUGGACAUUUAUUAGAAGACUUAGAAGCCGAAAAAAUAAAAGCGGAGGAAAGAGCAGAAGAAGAAAAAGAAACGCAAGAAAGAAAGAAAUUUGAAGGUACCCGAGUAACACCCGAAACAUUUCUAGCAUGGAAGAAAAAAUUCGACGCCGAAAUACGAGCUGUCGAAGAGAAGGGAAAAGGA